Molecule: messenger RNA, 1113 nt
Organism: Peronospora matthiolae
Lineage: Eukaryota; Oomycota; Peronosporomycetes; Peronosporales; Peronosporaceae
Source: the annotation of a GenBank genome assembly
AUGCAGUUCACCGUAAUGCCCGAGCUGCCGACGCCGCCCGCGCCUGAGGUCAUGGCCAAGACUGCGCAGUCCAUUACGUUGCGCGUGCAGAAACCGCCUAUCGCAGAUGGUGACGCGCAGUAUAAGCUGCAAGUGAGUUACAGUGGCCAUGGCUACGUCUUUUACUCCUGGAACGACUCGACGCUGUUUACGGGCAGCAUGUUCCCAGUCAAAGGUCUUUGCCCCAAUACAACCUAUGUCUUCCGCGUGCGCCUGGUGCAGGAGAGAGCUCGACAAUGCGGGGAGUGGUCGGUCUUGACCCCAAAUGUGCGCACGUUUACAGAGGAAGAAGACGCCAAGCGCUCGGGUACCGUGUUCGAGCACGCGCUCAAGCUCGAGCGCGAGCAAAAGAGCGCUCUCCAGGGCCAGAUCUCCAAGCUCACGGGCAUGCUGGACGAGCGGAAGGCCGCACGGGAGAACGAAGCCAAGCCGCAGCAGCACGAGGACAUGCUGGCCAGUCGCCGCAUUAUCGACACGAGCCUCGGGAAACUGCAGCAGGAACUGAGUGCUCAGACGCUGGCGUUGCAGACGAUCAAGAGUCAGCGCGCUGCUGACGAGCAGAUGAUUACGGAGCUGCUGAAUGAGCAGGAGACGCUGCGGUCCGCGCAGAGCAAGCAGCAGGGACAGGUGAAGUACGAACUUGAGAUGCAGACGCUCCGGAGUCAACUGGAAAAGAACGAGGAAGCGCUGAGGAAGCACCAGGAGCAGGUGAAUACCAGUCAUGACCAGAUCUCAAAUUUUGAGGCGUCGCUUGAGGCGAAGGAGCGGGAGAUCAGGCAGAAAGAGGAGGAAGUGGAAAAAAUAACGGCCGACUGCAACCGCAUGGUACAGGAGCAAGCUGAUUUCGCCCACGUCAAGCAGCUGGAGGUGGAAGAUGCCUUGCUGGAGGCAAAGACGUCGCUGGAGCAGCAGCUGGACGUCAACACGUACUUGCGUGAAGAGGUCUCGCGUCUGCGUGAGGAGAAUCAUCACCUGAAGAACCAGAUCAAGGAAGUGGACUCGGAGAUUGUCCCAAAGCUGGUGCAUCUUGAGGACGAGAAUGAACAGCUGCGCGCUCAGCUUAGCCGACGGUAG